Patiria miniata (bat star) is the source of this 2029-nucleotide messenger RNA. Its product is annotated as E3 ubiquitin-protein ligase TRIM71-like. The transcript has a single exon. Gene Ontology annotation, biological process: positive regulation of DNA-templated transcription. Bases 7 to 1926 code for a protein of 639 amino acids. Gene Ontology annotation, molecular function: zinc ion binding; ubiquitin-protein transferase activity; protein binding. Gene Ontology annotation, cellular component: chromatin; nucleoplasm. NCBI's taxonomy places the organism in Eukaryota, Metazoa, Echinodermata, Asteroidea, Valvatida, Asterinidae. The record is from RefSeq and is a predicted model, not a curated record.
UGAAAUAUGGCAGAGGCUGCAGCCAAAACUGUGUGGAAGAUCAGCCAGGGGCAUCUGGAAUGUCCGAUCUGUUGCUGUCUUUUCAAGGAUCCCAAGAUGCUAGACUGUCUGCACAGCUUCUGUCUAAAGUGUCUGGAAGAGAUGAUGAGCAAACAGAAGCCAGAGGCAGAGAAGAUAACAUGUCCAGUCUGCAGGAGAGAGACGCAAGUUCUUGAUGUAGGAUUGCAGAGUCUUUCUUCGUCUUUCUUUCUUAGCUCUCUUGUCGAUGAGGUCAAACAACAGGAGGCGGUAUUAGGAAAAGCAUCGAUACCUACCGCCACAUGUGACUGUGGAGAAGGCAAGGAGGCCUCUUGGAGGUGUCUUGACUGUAAUGAUAACUUCUGCCAAGAAUGCUGGAAAGCCCAUGGGAGGUUCAAGUACACGAAGAACCAUCAAAUCAUUUCAUUGGGAGAUUGGCAGAAAUCAAAGAUGCCUCCAGCAGAACAUAGCCAACCCAUCACCCGAAUAUGUACGAUCCACCAUGACCAGACGUUGUGUUUCUACUGUGACACCUGCGACACCUUAAUCUGCUCAAUGUGUGCCGCAUUAGAUCAUCGGUCGGCAGAGCACAAUUUCCUGAAGAUUGAUGACCUGAUCAGGUCCUUCCGCAGUGAGGUCGAUAACAUACUGCAGAAGUUUGAGAAGAGCAGGCAGCGCUUCAAAUCUACUGAAACCUCAAUCAAACAUGCACAAACAAGAUUACAAAAGAAACUGGCUCAUGCUCUAAGUGAUAUUGAUGCAAAAGCGGAGGCAGAGAUCACUAAAAUCAGAAACAAAGCAAAGCUUCUCACCAAAAGGGUCGAACAAAUCGGUCAGGAGAGAGACAGCGAGUACGAAAAGGCACUCUUGCACAACCGUGACCAGAUGGAACGCGCAGAUCAGACCAUCGCGGCAGUAAAUGACUUGAUGAGAAAAGCCGAUAAUUUUGAGCUUUUGGAGCUCAAGCCAAAGGUGAUGCACAACUUGGAAUUCCAGAAGGAGCUCAAGUUUGAACCGGCGAAUCAUGGUCCGUCAUUCAUCGGUGUCAAAUGUCACAACAUUGUGAGUGAUGAAGAUCUUGGGGAGGUCUGUGUUAGCGAGAAAUGGCAGUUAAAGGAAGAGUUUGGCAAAGAAGGUACCAGUGAUGAGGAAUUCAAAUUUGCCAGGGGUGUUGCAUGUUUCAGAAACGGGGACAUCAUAGUAACUGACACAAGUUUGAAACGGGUAUCGUUGUUUAGCUCAACUGGGAGGUAUAAAACAUCGGUUGCUAAAGGAGAUGCUAGGCAUCAGUUGGAAGCUCCCAUUGGCAUUGCCGUGACCCAUGAUGAUCUGCUUUUUGUCACGCACAAAAAGAAAGUGAAGGUUUUUGACAAUGAGCUCCACUUUGUUCGCGAGUUUACACCUUCGGCUGAUGAUACCGAUGGGCGAUUAGAGAGUUUUCUCACUGCUGUUGCUGUUGACAGUCAACGAGUAGCAGUCGUUGACAGGGGGAGAAAGGUCAUCAGUGUCCACAACCUGGACGGAUCGUUGAUUGCAAGCAUCUCAAAUAACAUGGUUGACUAUGACUUGGCAAUAAGCAAUUUUGGCUGUUUAGUCUUCACAAACUAUGAGGGCCAAAGUUUGCUGUGCGUUAACUUUAAAGGUAAAGAGAUGUUCAGUGUCAAGACAUUCAUGAAUGGCAAAGCUGCUAAGCCAACUGGUGUCCUGUGCGAUGAUGAUGAGACCAUCUAUGUUAUUGUUAAUUCUGAAAAUCGGGGAGACUCUGCAGUGCAGCGUUACGAUUCAAAUGGUGCAUUUGUAGCAACAGUAGCUCAGGGAUUGUACAAUCCGUUAGGAAUGGCGUUCACCUCCGCUGGCGACGUAGUUGUCACUGACCUGUACUCCGUUAAGAUCUUUGAGCGGAUGUGAUUUGCCUGAUUAUGGCCCCUCUGAAAAACUAACCGCGGUACUUGAACCGGGGCUAACCCAUAGAGCUAUAUUAAAUUACUAGAGCGCUAACUCUUCAUUCUUG